Molecule: messenger RNA, 519 nt
Organism: Elephantulus edwardii (Cape elephant shrew)
Lineage: Eukaryota; Metazoa; Chordata; Mammalia; Macroscelidea; Macroscelididae
Gene: MRPS25
Product: mitochondrial ribosomal protein S25
Exons: 4
Coding region: 4-519 (171 amino acids)
Cellular component (GO): mitochondrion
Molecular function (GO): structural constituent of ribosome
Source: RefSeq, a predicted model, not a curated record
GCCAUGCCCAUGAAGGGCCGCUUUCCCAUCCGCCGCACCCUGCAGUACCUGGCCCAGGGUGACGUGAUCUUCAAGGAGUCCGUCAAGAUCAUGACUGUGAAUUACAACACAAAAGGGGAGCUGGGCGAGGGCGCAAGGAAAUUUGUGUUUUUCAAUAUACCUCAAAUCCAAUAUAAAAACCCUUGGGUGCAGAUCAUGCUGUUUAAAAACAUGACACCAUCUCCCUUCCUGCGGUUCUACUUAGAUUCUGGGGAGCAGGUCCUAGUGGAUGUGGAGACCAAGAGCAAUAAGGAGAUCAUGGAGCACAUUCGAAAAAUCCUGGGGAAGAAUGAAGAAACCCUGAAAGAAGAGGAGGAGGACAGGAAGCAGAUGUCCCACCCUGCCCACUUUGGGCCUCGGAAGUACUGCCUGCGGGAGUGCAUCUGUGAGGUGGAGGGCCAGGUGCCCUGCCCAUCCCUGGUGCCAUUAUCCAAGGAGAUGAGAGGGAAGUACAAAACUCCUCUGAAUGCCAGUGCCUAG